Messenger RNA from Aspergillus mulundensis, 456 nucleotides. RefSeq names its product Rho family GTPase RHO3 (gene rho3). The coding region runs from base 1 to 456 and encodes 151 amino acids. The transcript is spliced from 2 exons. Gene Ontology annotation, molecular function: GTPase activity; GTP binding. Gene Ontology annotation, biological process: small GTPase-mediated signal transduction. The record is from RefSeq and is a predicted model, not a curated record. NCBI's taxonomy places the organism in Eukaryota, Fungi, Ascomycota, Eurotiomycetes, Eurotiales, Aspergillaceae.
AUGGGACACAGCCGGCCAGGAGGAAUUCGACCGAUUGCGCGCGCUCUCAUACGAGGAUACCCAUGUGAUUAUGCUGUGCUUCAGUGUAAGAUCAAUGGUCAGCUUCCCGAACCCAUGGCUAAUUUGUGGAACAAGGUCGACAGCCCCGAUUCGUUCGAGAACGUGGCCAGUAAAUGGAUUGAGGAGAUCUCGGAGAAUGUCCCCGGGGUGAAACUCGUCCUCACGGCCCUCAAGUGUGACUUGCGCAAGGACGAGUAUCAAAAUGAUAACCCGAACGUCAUCACAUAUGAACAAGGACUGGCAAAGGCGAAGGAAAUUGGGGCCGUGAAGUACCUCGAGUGCUCUGCCGUCCAAAACCGCGGUAUCAGAGAGGCGUUUUACGAAGCCGCCAAAGUCGCCCUUGAGGUCAAGGCUCAGAACUCCAGCUCAUCGCAGAGCCGCUGCACCAUCCAGUGA